AUUGCUGUGCUGUGGUACCAGAGUGGGAGCCUUGUAUAGUUUAGAUUCCAUUUUAACAAUGCGAGAGAAUCUGUCCACACCACUGUUUUGUGGCUUCUACCUCGAGAAUAGAUUUUCCAGUCGAAUGUGGUCCAUUAUUUAAUAUGUUAAUGUCUGUAUUGUGAAGAUCAAUUCCUGGUUUUACCAACUGUAAAACUUGCAUGCCCAUCUGGAUAGAUGGUACCAGAAAAGGCAGUGCUGGUGAGGAUCUUGUUUUGCACAAAGUGUUGUCUAGUUAGGCUUGUUCUUCAGUGUUAAUUCUAUGUAUUCAUUGGAUGAGCAGCAUCAUCCUCUGUAAAACACGCAGAAUGAAAUUCAAUGAAUUUGCUGGAUGAACAUGUACGGAAAGCAACUGAUGACUUUUGUUUGGUUCAGGUUAAUCCAGUUGAGUAGCAUCAAAAGUUGCUGAACAAUCAAAAUCUAUUAGGCAGUAUUGUCCUUUGUUCAUCUGUUAAUAUUUGACACUUAUGAUAAAAGCCCUGAAACUCCCCAUCUUUUGGGUGUCCCAGUUCUCUUAAUGGAGUUGUGAGGGAGCAUAGCAAGGGACCCAUCAAAAAGACUACAGCCAUUGGCUUGUUGCAUCUGCCACGCUCCAUAUGAAAUGACUAAUUAAUUGAAGUUUAACGUUAUAAUUAACACAAUUGUUUGGUCUUAUAAGUAAGCUUUAAAGAAUGAUGUUGGAGGAGAAAAUUCAAAAACAGUGGUGGGUGUGGGCCUGCCUCUUUGAAGGAGGCAUCUUUGUCAACUAAGCAUAAAGACCUUUCUCACUUUAAUAGCUCCUCCAGGCUCACACUUCCCUGAAUUUCUUAUUUUUACUUUUAUCUUCAUUCCUGUUCUCCAACAAUUUACAAUUGAAGCAUCUGAAAAGAUGGGAUUGCUCUGUCAGUACAGCAGAAGCAGUUCUUAGAUCCUUUUCUUUGUCUCUGUCUCUCUUUUUCUUUGUGCAACAUGAGAUUUAACUUGUUACCUUACUUCUUUUCUAUAUGAAUAUCUUAUCGGUUUUAAUCACAUAAUAAACAAAUAUAUGGCUCUUGCUAACCGUCCUAAGAAGGAGACAUCGAAAACUGGAUUCAAGAAGCCAAAGAGCAUGCUUCUCACAGGAACUAGCCUUGCUUCUGUUGAAUCCUUAUCACUCCCUCUUGUCCAGGAAGUUGUUCUUUCAGCAGAUAUUCGAUGCUCUGAAUGUCAAAAGAGAGUGGCUGAGUUUAUGUCAAAAAUGAAUGAUACUGAAUCUGUCUUGGUUAAUGUGUUGGAGAAAAAAGUAACUCUUACUUGUAGAUAUCCUGCUCUUAAAGUAUCCACGAGUCAAGUUGCUGCUGUAUACAGGAAUCCUCUCAGAAAAAUGACUCUGAUCAAGCGGAUAUUUCGCUCUGCCUGCAGUUGAUUACACCUAAAAAGUUUCCAACAUUAGAUAUACAGUGCUAUAUAUUCUCAAAAGAGUGUAUCAGGUUGACUCAGCUAUGUACAUAAUUGUGAUGUAACAUUGAAGAAUAAGGAAGAACCUGAGAUAUCGACUGAAAGCUGUAGAAUAAAGAGUCUCAGAAUUUUCUUUUUCUUUCUUUUUGUUUUCUAUAUAGUCACAGCUUGAUUGUAAAAGUUCUAUGUAAAAGUUUCUUUCUUCCCGAGUAGUUAGAACAUGCACGUCAGGCUUACCUUCUUUUAAAGUGAUAUUAAAAUUUCUUCUCUUCUUUGUUGUCUAA
Messenger RNA from Ricinus communis (castor bean), 1739 nucleotides. RefSeq lists its product as uncharacterized. The coding region runs from base 1064 to 1423 and encodes 119 amino acids. Gene Ontology annotation, molecular function: metal ion binding. The record is from RefSeq and is a predicted model, not a curated record. The transcript has 3 exons. NCBI's taxonomy places the organism in Eukaryota, Viridiplantae, Streptophyta, Magnoliopsida, Malpighiales, Euphorbiaceae.